GCGGGUUCUGCGUUCUGCCGGGCGCCGUUCGCUGUGCGGCACGUGGGACGGGUGUUUGCUGUGCCCUAAAGCGAAGGGCUGCGGUUACGGAGGGGAGAAAACAGGGCUGUCCGCGGGAGCUCGUGUGCGGAACUCCAAGCGGCAAGCGGCGCGGAUAAGUCAGUGAUACCGCGGUGCUUUUAAGGCACUGACUUCGUUAGGCUGGGCUCUAUAGGGGAACUCGUGGGUAUGCAGACGUGCUCUGAGUCGCGGUUUUAGGGAAGCGCUCGUCGAGGCUCGGCCGGCAGCCACGUACGGCGGUGUCCAUGUUGUCCGUGUCAGCGCUGUGCCCGGCUGUGGGAAAUGCGUCAGAUGAAUAAUCGAUGGGGAGUGAAGCGCUGCUUCGGAAGCUGAAUGUGCUGCCAUCCUUUGGGUUUCUUUUUGACAUUGACGGUGUGCUGGUACGAGGAAAGACUCCAAUACCUGCUGCAAAAACAGCCUUUCAGAAGCUGGUUAACUCUCAGGGCCAGUUCUUGGUGCCUGUAGUAUUUGUCACCAAUGCAGGGGAUUGCCUUCGCCAGAAGAAAGCAGAUCAGCUGUCCCAUGUACUGGGAGUUCCAAUUUCACAAGACCAAGUGAUGAUGUCUCACAGCCCACUGCGGAUGUUCAAACGUUAUCAUCCAAAAUGCGUUCUUGUAUCUGGACAAGGACCACUGCUUGAUAUUGCUCAGGACCUUGGGUUCAGCCAGCCUGUCACCAUUGAGAUGUUGAGGGCGAAGCACCCGCUGCUGGAUGUGGUUGACCACGACAGAGCACCGGGUGUUUUGUACCCCUCUGCUGUGGAGCUUCCCAAGAUUGAGGCUGUCAUUUUGUUUGGGGAGCCUGUCAGAUGGGAAACCAACCUUCAGCUUAUAAUAGAUGUUUUGCUGACCAGUGGCUACCCGGGAAAUCCAUAUCACCAUGAAAAUUACCCUCAGAUACCUGUACUUGCUUGUAAUAUGGAUCUAAUGUGGGUAGCUGAAGCACAGUCUCCAAGGUUUGGGCAUGGGACGUUCAUGGUUUGUUUGGAAAACAUCUACAAGAAGAUUACUGGCAAAGAUCUGAAAUAUGAGGCCUUAAUGGGCAAGCCUAGUGAAUUGACCUAUCAGUAUGCAGAUUACCUUAUCAGAGCUCAAGCAGCAGAAAGACAGUGGAAGCAACCCAUUCUAACUCUUUAUGCUGUUGGAGAUAAUCUCAUGACUGAUGUGUAUGGUGCUAACCUUUACAAUCGCUAUCUUGAAGAGAAGAAUUCCAGAAAAGGCUCAAAAACAUGGAUUCAGGCCAAAGUUGCUGGUGGCAAAGGGUCUGCUGCUCUCUCUCAGGAUGAUGAAAUAGCCAACAGCUGGGAGAAUGAACUGGCAUCCUCUGCUGCUACCCACUGCAGGUCUGUUCUGGUUUGUACUGGGGUUUACAACCCUCACACAGAGAUACCCUUGGAUACCAAAGAGAGCAGAACUGAAACGAUAUUCCAUGGCCACAGAGAUUUUAGGUUUGAUCCUGGUUUAGUAGAACCAGAUCAUGUGGUACCAGAUGUUAAUGCUGCUGUAGACCUGAUCUUCCAGUUGGAGAACUUUGCUCCUAAUUGACAUGACAUGAUUUCUUCAGGACUGCUCAAUGUUACACUUGUCUUCCCCAAAACUGUGCUUUAAAAUCAUGCCACAAACUGCUUUUUUAUUUUUAAUUUAUUUUUUUUGUUUACUUUUUAACAUAUAAUACUAUAAUAUGAAAGUGCAUAAUACAAUAAAUAUGAAAGUAGAUUAAUGUGCUUAAUAUACUUAGUAUAAGACUAUAUAAAUUAAAAAAAAUCUGUUUAAAAUACUUUAUAUAAGUAUAAAUAAUACUUUAAAAGUAUUUCAAACUAAUUUAUUGCUUUAGCUGUUCUUUAUUUGGAUGUUAUUCAUUAUUUUAGGUAUUCCAAUAGUUAUUUUUCAUAAUUGCUUAUGUUUUAUCGGUCCUUAAAUUCCUGUGUGAACAUUGAUUCUUUUCUUUCUUGAAAGAUUUACCUUCUAGUUAUUGGAGGUUUUUGAUAGUGAGACUGGGUCAAUCACAUAAUUACAAAUUGUUUGAUAGAGAGCACAGUAAGUAUUCUGCAAAAGAUGAGCAGAAUGAUUUGAUUCUUUCAAAUAUGUUGCUUCACAUAAGAGUUGAAUUCAAGAAUAUUCUGUCUCUGUACUUACUCAGAUGUAACCAUGCAGCCUUUCUCUUUAUCUGUUUUCCAAUGUAUCUGGACCUGCCUUGCUGCUAUGCUCUGACACGUAAACCCUUAAAAGAAAUGCCAGUAUAAGCUGAUGAAGGCUGAGUUGUUAACAGAAAUUUUGGAACUCCUGCUAACUGAACAGUCAUACAGGGAAAGCAGCAGAUAGUGAGUGUCCUAUGUGGUGUAACACCUGGCCUUUUUGUUGUUGCCUUUUUAUUUGCACUUCUGUGGGUAAUUUUGGAAAUUGUUUUGGGCAUUUCACCUGGACUUUUCCACUGAAUGAGUGACUGCUAUUUGGGCAAAAAGUGCCUACUAGUUUACUUGAAGCUUUGUACCACUGUGGUAGCUGACUGCCCUCGAGUGUAAUGUUUUGUCUUGUGUCGAUGUUAUGUGUUUGGUUCAUGGAUUUUUAUAAUUGUUCAUUUUUUAAAAAACUUAUUUUUAUAAAAUACUUCUAACCAUUUUAAUCCAAAAGAUGUAUUUGAAAAUAUCUUCUGUGUUGGUUAUAACACACUGAGAUAACACUUGAGAUAAGCUGUGUGUCUGUCCCUUAUUGUUUGGAAAACAUAAGUCAAUUAAAUGCUUAAAAAUGAAGUCAACUUACAUGGAAGUAGCAUGUAAAAUCACCUUAGGACUAGUGAGGUGUGGGAUCUGUUUUGUUUCAGAAAUAAGAAAUGGUACAACAAAUCUGAGAGUCUUCCAGAGUUCUUGCAGAAGCAGAAUGCUGCCUUACAAACAUUCUCAGCUGGUGGGGUAAGGAGAAAUGAUGUCCUGGCCAACUUCUAUGCUGCUUAUUAUCCUGAAAUCAAAAUCUGAGUACUCUUCAUGUCAUGAAGAGAACAACAGUGCUGCCAUUAAGUCAGGCUUUUGUUGUGUUUUCUGUUUGCAUGCCACUCCAGUCACUUCCACUGCUGUCAGGAUUGUUGAUUAAUUCACUCAUGUUUUGUAAGUAGCUUUCAACAUACCUUGCUGGUUGCAGGGUUUAAAGUUUAAGGACACUGUUCCAAAUAUUGUAUUUUGUUUUUAUUCACUGGAAAACUAUUACAGCAGUCCAUUCUUACCUUUCUUACUGUUGCAGCAAGUGAAUGUGUCUGUUUCUUUAUCUCUUUUCUGUAAUAUGCCAACUACUUACAAAGCAUGCCAAAUGUUUUUAAGUAAAGAAUGUUGUUAAGGUUUUGUAAGACAUCAGGAUAACCAGAGUUGUGUUGUUUCAGUAUUGAAGCACAUUGCUGAAUUCUUUCUUACUGGAACCUGUUUCAGACUUUCAGUGAAGCAAGGAAUAAAAACGUGGAAGUUGAUGAAGAAGGCACUGUUCAAUUUUUCUCCUUUUAUUCCCCCCCAGAUAUGCAUGAACAUUUCAGCAUCAGUUGUCAUUUAUCUGUCAGCACAAAACAAAAUAUAGGCAGUUGGUGCCACGGAUGAUGAACAAAGAUGACCUAUAUAUUGGAAUUACUGUAAAACUUGAAAGAACUGUUGGCAUACUAAAGCACUGGCCACAGCGUGUUAGCUAGGCUUGUUCCAUGUUGUACAAGUGAAGAUGCUACUCUGGCAGACUUCUCCUUUGAAUGUUGUAUCUUGUUAACUCAAGAAGUGGUGCAGGUGAGAUUUUCCUUCAGCGUGUCAUAGAACAUUGCAUCAGAAUCAAUAAUGCAAUGGGUAACACUGUCUGUUAGAAAUGAUACUUUAACGUGGUAAAUUGGUACAUUGGUAAAUGAGUUAAAUGUGGAACUCUGUAGAAGAAAUGUUUCCAUUACUUGAAAGGUAAUGCGUAAAGUGAAAACCAGCAUGGUAAAAUGUUCUGUCUAACCAGUGAAGUGCGAGAUGAAUGAAUAUCAGGUUUGUUGAGAGAAGUCUCAAACUGUGUUAACUUUUUCUCUCUUUGAUUGUCCUCCUACGUGGAUUUUCACUUGUAUUCUUUUGAUGUGUUUUGAGCUUCAGUGCUUACCUCACUGAAAUCGGCAGCACGUCCCACGUGUUGUGUUUGGUGUGUUUGGCCGCACUGCUGGGUGUGACAGCACUUCUUUCAAGGCUAAAAUGUCCUGUUGGAAAUGCAGGUGGCCCGAGAUGCUCCGGAGUAACGCAGUGAAGUCACUGUUAGCAAAUGCUGGGGGUUGUGGUGAAGUUUCCGUCGUUGUCCUUCAUUUCUGUGCUGGUGGCAUUUUCUACAUUCAAGCAUUUUCUGUUAAAUAAAAAAAAAUAAUAAUAACCCUCCAAAGCAA
Messenger RNA from Centrocercus urophasianus (Greater sage-grouse), 4434 nucleotides. RefSeq names its product haloacid dehalogenase-like hydrolase domain-containing 5. Bases 363 to 1604 code for a protein of 413 amino acids. Lineage: Eukaryota; Metazoa; Chordata; Aves; Galliformes; Phasianidae. The record is from RefSeq and is a predicted model, not a curated record. The transcript is spliced from 8 exons. Gene Ontology annotation, biological process: glycerophospholipid biosynthetic process. Gene Ontology annotation, cellular component: mitochondrion.